This is a messenger RNA of Gongylonema pulchrum, 1665 nucleotides long. Lineage: Eukaryota; Metazoa; Nematoda; Chromadorea; Rhabditida; Gongylonematidae. The record is from the annotation of a GenBank genome assembly.
AUGAGGGGAACAAGUGUUUGCGGUGUUGUUUUUCCAGAAGGUGCUGAAGAACCGCUGGAUGAUUUGAGAACCGCUUUUGCUCCCGCACUGAAGAAAAGGCGAGAUGACGAUGACCUCUUCAUCGUGUCUCAGCCGUCUACAUCGGGCGCGACUCUCAAACCUCUGGAAACUUUUAGGAAGGGCGAAAAUGGAAAUGUUGAUGAGCGCGAGCUGUCCUGUUCAUUUGAGUCAUCGCGUUCAUCCGAAUUUGAUCAGGCUGAAUUUGACAGUAUUGCGACACGUGAUGAACGAGUGGAUUAUCUGCUAGCUGCACGUGAUAAAAUUAGAAGUAGCCUGAAACUGAGAGAAAUUCCAGACGAUUCGAGAGCCUUCAGUAAUUUGCAAAUUGAUCGGCUUUUGAAAAGGAACAGAAUAAAUGAACAAUUGCAGCUGAUUCCAGACGAUUCGAGAGCCUUCAGUAAUUUGCAAAUUGAUCGGCUUUUGAAAAGGAACAGAAUAAAUGAACAAUUGCAGCUGGUAAAAAAUGAGGCAUUGAAGCGAAGUGUACUGCCAGCGUCUGAAAAACGAAACUUAUCGGAUAGUAACAUUCGAGUGGCAGCAAUGGAAGGCUCCGAACGAGUGCAUAUCAUUACAGACGAUAGUGACGUACAAAUAGUAAAAAAUGAGGCAUUGAAGCGAAGUGUACUGCCAGCAUCUGAGAAACGAAAUUUAUCGGAUAGUAACAUUCGAGUGGCAGCGAUGGAAGGCUCCGAACGGGUGCAUAUCAUUACAGACGAUAGUGACGUACAAAUAUUGGAUGUAGAAAAAGAAGCAAAGAAACAACGAAUAAUGGAUUCGCUGGCUUGGCCAGCAUUUCUUGAACAAAUAAAAAAUGAAAAAAUGAAAGAAAAAGGAGGAACUGCCGUUGGAACGACCAGUAAGGAUGCGAAAGACCGUUCAAAUAAUAAAAAUAUUGCCGAAGAAUUGACCGGGGAAUCUUCCGCUGGCGGUCAGUCGAUGAAGAUAGAUCGUUCCUCUGUUGCAGAUACGUUUAGCUCGGUUGAGGAAGAAGGCGUUUACAGAGAUUGUCAGGAAUUAUUGCGUAUAUGUGGUAUACCGUUUGUUGUGGCUCCUGGAGAAGCAGAAGCACAGUGUUGUGAACUGGAACGAUUAGGCCUUGUACAGGGGAUCAUAAGCGAUGAUUCGGAUGUUUGGUUGUUCGGUGCCAGCGUUGUCUACAGAAAUAUGUUCAAUCAGAAGCGCCAACUGCAAAUGUAUUCAAGCGGAGCCAUUCAGAACCAGCUAGGGUUAUCACGAUGGGAAUCAAUUCAGAUAGCGCUUUUAUCGGGUGGCGACUACACAGAUGGCUUGCAAGGUGUUGGUGUCGUUUCGGCACUGGAAUUGAUCGCUGAAUUUGCUACUGCGCGGCAAAUCGACGUGGAACCGGAGGAAGAGGCCUUUGAAAACCUAAAACGAAUAUCGAUUUGGAUGAAUAGAAACGACGAGACAGCAACUGUCUCAGACGAUAUACCAUCAUCAAGCAGUGCUUGCAACGAGGAGACCCAAUCGGGAAGAGCUGCUGCGCAUAAAUCUAGGGAAAAUUCUAGAAGGCUGAAAUUGCGGCGUCUGAUUGAAAGAAAUAACGAUGCGGAAACUCUUGAAUCGGUUAAUGUUUCCUUCAACUAA